AUGCUCGUUUCUCAUAGAUUUGUUGCGGGAUUGAACGUCCUUCACCGCAACCCGACCAGGCAGUUGUCAGCCAUCACCAAGUUCGACACCAAGAAGUUUGUCCAGUCGCUCCAGGAGGGAGGGUUCACCAGCCAGCAGGCAGACGCUGCCGUGAACAUCGUGAACAGGGCCAUCAAUGAUGGAAUUUUCUCAAUUACGAACAACUUGGUCACCAAAGAACGGUUGUCGUCCACCGCGUACCAGCAGAAGGUGGACUUCGCCAAGCUCAAGGGUGAGUUGCAGACCAUGGACAAGACCGAGUUCACCACCUUGAAGAAGGAGCAGGAGAACCUCAGAACAGACUUGACCAACUUGAAGAACCGGUUGAAGGAGGAGAUCACCAAGAACCAGGCAGGCGUUCGGUUGGACUUGAACUUGGAAAAGGGCCGUAUAAGGGAGGAGAGCUCGAUCCACGAGCUGAAGAUAGAGGACACCUACACCCGGAUCGACGAGGAGAUCGCCAACAUGCAGAUGCAAAUCAAGUCUGUCAAGACCCAGGUCAUGCAGUGGUUGAUCGGUGUGUCGUCCGGUACCUUUGCCUUGUUGUUGGCGUUCGUCAGGUUUUUUGGUUAG
This is a messenger RNA of Suhomyces tanzawaensis NRRL Y-17324, 612 nucleotides long. RefSeq lists its product as uncharacterized. The record is from RefSeq and is a predicted model, not a curated record. The transcript has a single exon. Lineage: Eukaryota; Fungi; Ascomycota; Pichiomycetes; Serinales; Debaryomycetaceae. Bases 1 to 612 code for a protein of 203 amino acids. Gene Ontology annotation, cellular component: mitochondrion.